AGGCACAUUCGCCCGGCAGUGCUGCUGUUUUUCUGUGAUAACCGAAAACAUCGUCAACAAAAAAGCGUUUUCGGCGCAGAAUUAUGGAGCGCUUCUUAUACUCUUACAGUUUUGUAAGAAUCUUUCUAAUAUGAUCGUCUGUUCGAAUUCCUGAUUUAAGAAGCAAAAUCAAAUCAUGUUACGGCUUGUUACAAGAAGCUUACCAAGAACCGCACAGCUUCACACCACACAGAAACAUAUGUAACCAGGCAAUGUUGGUUACGUCGAGCGAUCCCAGCCAGUCUGCAGAAUUCUGCUGUUGCUACAACUUGUAAAACAAGUUGCGAAAAUCUAUCUUCUUUUAGAUUAGCUGAUGUCCUGACUAGAUUUAAAAAUCUGCAUCGCACACCGAUGUUGGUGCAGAGCUGUCUGAAGAAUGACUGAAAAGGGUCCCGGUAGAACAUCGAGCAGCCACACUAAUCUCAAUGAUCCCAAGGCUAAAUCUAAGCCGGCCGCUGCAACGCCAGCUAAGCGCCAACCGGGAUAUGGAGGCCGCCGAGAUAGCGGGGCUGCCGGUGGAAGCAACCGUGAUGCAACGGCGGGACAAGUUCCCUAUCAGAUUGAUGAUCAAAUGCUCAAUGAACUUAACAUUCGUAUGUCGCAUGAUGAGGCGGCUAUGCUGGAUAUGGAACGCGAUUUCCAGUUGGUCAUCAAAGAUUUGAUUGGCAAUGAAAGUCUGGGCAAGUUCCGUGUCGAAUACGAAAAACUUCAUCAGGCCAUCAAAAUGGCGCAUGAGAAUGAAAUCAAGUUGAUGGGCAAAUGCCGGGAUUUACAUGCGGAGAUUGUUGCCAACUCCAGCAGAAUAACCACCGCAACUCGGUUGGCGCAGGAAGACCAGGCUACCAUACAAGCGCUGAAGAAAGAGAUAGAGAAAGCUUGGAAAAUGCUCGAUGAAGCACAUGAACGGGAGGACAAAGCCGGAGAGACCAUAACCACACUCAAAAUGGAAAUCGGUAAUCUGACCCGCUUGGUAGAGAAGAAUGCCAAUUUUGCAACCGGUCAAGAACACAGUGCACAGGAGUUGCUGCGAACCAAGGACAAGCUGGCGCAAGAGCGCGAUGAGUACAUUGUCAGACUGGAGCAAGCCCAGCAGGAGCUGGUGGAAACAAAGAACAAAAUUGGCGAAAUUGAAAGAAAUUUUCAGGACGCCAACGCUGAGAGGUGUCUGCUUGUGGAGCAGUUAGCCGAGAAGAAAGACGAAAGAAGUCGAGAAGAAAGACGGCGAGAAAAGCUGGAAAGGGAGCUCAGGCAGGCGAAACAGGAAGUCGUCGAUGCCAAAAAGGAGGAAACAAACCUAUCGGAUGAUCUGGCCAGGGCGGAGACAACUAUGGCACAACAAAGGACACAGCUACGCGAACUAAGGGUGGAAGUUGACCGCAUGAAAGCCGAUUUGGGAGCCAUGGAGAACAAACAAAAGAAGCUGCAGACCGACUACGACACACAAGUUAAUACCGCGGAAGAACUGCGUAAAGAAAACGUCAAGAUUAAGCAGGAGCAGGAUUUGCAUGAAUCGGAGGUGCACCGAAUGAAUGUCGAAAAUGGGAAGCUCACGAAAGCCAAUGAGGCCAUUCUGCGAAAAGUACAGACCUUAGACCAGGUUAAAUCGCAGCUGGAGUCGGACCGGGAGAUUCUUAAAGAGCAAGCGAUUGAGCUGGAAAAGCGACUUGAAACACAACGGCUGCAAGGCAUAGCAGAUCGAAAAGCAAUGGAAGAUCUGUUAAGAGAACGUGACACUAUUAGGAGAAAUCUGGAGCGUCACAGUUCGGAUGCCGACAAGCUGGAGGCGCAAAUUCUCACAGCCAAAAUGGAAAAACACGCGCUUGAGCUGGAGAUACAAAGAUACGAGCAAGAAGCUCAGAAAUCCAGGAGAAUUUUGGGGAAUCUGGAAAAGGAGAGAGUAAAAAAUGCCGGUACGAUAAAUGCAUUGAAAGAAGAGAUUCUAGACAUGACAAAGAAUGUCAACGACAAAGACAGCAAGAUUGCCGAUCUGAAGCGGCAAAACGAAGAAACCGAUGCGAAGACACAGGCCAUGCGUAAUCAACUAGAAACCAUCCGCACCGAGCGCAACAUUCUCAGCAAGAACGUCAGCGAUGCCAAUGAAGAGAUUGAAAAGUACAAGCGACGAAUCAAAAUUAUGGCAGAUCAGAUGGAACAACUACGGGAUCAAAUCUCCAGAGUGGAAGGUGCUAUUGCUAAAGAGCAUCUGGAACGGCAGCGUCUGGAGACGGAGCGGAAUACACUUCGGUCAGAGUUGACACUGCUGAAGAAGAAGACCCAGGAUAUUGAGAACAAACUGGGUGAUGUCGAAUCUGAGCAGGUUAAAUUAGUGCGGAUUAUUAAGCAUGCCGACCAAGAGAAAGAGCAAAUGUUAAAAGAAGUUCAGCGUAUUACGCGAGAACGGGAUAUUCUCGGUACGCAAGUGGUGCGCAGGAAUGAUGAACUAAUUUUGCUGUCGGAAAAGAUAAAGAUCCUGGAAUCUAUCAUGGAGAAGGGUGAAGGAGCUUACAGAGCACGGUUGGAAGAUAUACGCGUGCUUAAGCUGGAAUUACAGAGGCUUAACCGCGAAAAGGGUAUAAUGUCCAGGAAUUCGUCAGCCAUGGAAGAAAUGCGUGCGGAAAUUUAUCGCCUGAAUAAGGAUCUCCUGUCGGAGAAGAACCACUGUAAAACUUUGGAAGAAGAGCUACGAAUUCCCGCUAAUGCCCAUCGCUGGAGAGCGUUGCAAGGAAACGAUCCCAGCACAUAUGAGCUGAUACUCAAGAUACAAACGUACCAGCGUCGCCUGAUCAAGAAGACGGACGAAGUUAUACAGAUAGAACGCAUGCUGCAAGAGAAAGAAAAUCUGUACAUCGAACUGAAAUCAAUCAUGGCGCGCCUACCCAGUCAGGAGAUUUACGAAAAGGUCAUACAUCUCCAAAAGGCCUUGCAAGACAAAACCAAACAGAUGCGGGGUCUAACAGCGGAUGUCAACAUGUACACGUCCAUGUGGAAUGAAGAAAAACUCCUGAAUGAGAGAUUGAUUCGAGACAUCGAAGAGUACAAAGCACAGUAUUUCCGGCUGCGAAAACUUAGCGACAAACGGUCGACUUCCCAAAUUUUUAGAAAGGGAAAUGCGGAUUAUGGUACAGAUUUACCAUUGUACCAGAAGACAAUCUUUUACGGGGGUGGUUAUAAAACUCAGCCAUCAAAAUCUACACCUAACUCCCUUGCUCUUACAAUGAUUUCAUCAAGGAGCGCCGAGCAGCUCAACCAAGAGGCAACACGAGCAAAAGAUACCAAUAUAGCGGUGAUCAAUCUGGGAUUUUCGCCAAACGUCAGUUGAUCAAGUUCAGCACAACUUUGAAGCAGUGUAUGUGUUAAAGGGUGAUCUCCAAAGUGGUGCAAAUUAGUGGAUACUCCGAUUUGGAAUUUGGUUGGGACUGAAUUGUAUGGGAAUCCUGUACUCCGAUUUGGAAUUGACUUGUGAGUUGUUACCUUGUCGUUUUUUGUACAGUUUGUUUUAUUCUUAUGCUGUAUGUGCGCUAUCAAGGAAGCACAGCACGGAGUCGUACUCAUUAUGUUCUUUUGGAAUACCAAAAUUAAUGUAUAUUGCUGGUGCCAUAUGCCAAGUUUAUACCAACCGCAGA
Molecule: messenger RNA, 3662 nt
Organism: Paramacrobiotus metropolitanus
Lineage: Eukaryota; Metazoa; Tardigrada; Eutardigrada; Parachela; Macrobiotidae
Product: cilia- and flagella-associated protein 58-like
Exons: 8
Coding region: 416-3358 (980 amino acids)
Cellular component (GO): cytoskeleton
Source: RefSeq, a predicted model, not a curated record